GGAAUUCCCCUUCUGAAAUACGGAGUAUUGGUUUUUUGCCAUCAGACUCUUCAUCUUUUUUUCUACCGGAGUAUAUAAAAAAAAAAUACUACAGGAUCUCUAGUUCUUAUUGAUGGAGAAGAGCAGUUCCCCUAAUCGCCUUUCUUCCAUGAACUCUCAUCCUCAGGAUUCUGCAGUUGAUAGCAUUCUGGUUCUUACAGAUGAUGUUGUGGUAUCACUUUCUGCCGUUCAUAGUGCAGUUGGGAUAGUGAAGAAGGCAGGGGUUGAAAAGUUGGAUCCUUUGAUCAUCACGCAGGCUUCAUAUCAGAGCAUUACUUCAGUGGGAUCUUCUACUGUGGAUAUUAUUGUCAUUAUAUUCAAAUCAUCUGAGUUUCCCAGUGAUCAGUUAUUUGUAGCUGUCACAAGAGUGUUGAAACCUGGUGGGACGGUUUUGCUCAAGCCAACUUCUCUUUCAGCUACAGAGACAAUGUUGAAAUCUACACUUGAGCGGAAGUUGCUUUUGGCAGGCUUCAUGGAUGUACAAUCACUUGAAUCUGCCCAAUCUUUUGGGGUUACUGGUAAGAGGCCUUCAUGGAAUAUUGGUUCAUCCUUCUCUAUUAAAAAGGCUGCAAAGAGUUUGCCCAAAGUUCAGAUAAAUGACGACGCAGAUCUCAUUGAUGAGGAUAGCCUUCUAACAGAUGAAGAUCUGAAGAAACCUCAACUGCCCACUGUUGGUGAUUGUGAAGUAGGGACCACUAGGAAAGCCUGCAAAAACUGUAGUUGUGGUCGAGCAGAAUUAGAAGCUAAGGUGCAGCUUGAGUUGACCACGGAACAGAUUAAUAAUCCCCAGUCUUCCUGCGGCAGUUGUGGUCUAGGUGAUGCUUUCCGUUGUGGUACAUGCCCUUACAGAGGACUUCCUCCAUUCAAACUUGGUGAUAAGGUAACUCUUUCUCAAAAUUUUCUGGAGGCCGACUUCUAGGAGCAGGCUAGAUCACCGAACACAUUUCUUCUCGGCUCUAGACGAACAAUUGUGAAGUGUUUGAUUUGAUGCAGUUACAUGAUCUCUAUAAGUGGCGGUUCGAACUCAAUAGCUCAUUUUUCGAAAAUAUAUUGUCACCAUUGGAACAUUUGUUUCCCUUUGUACUUUCUUUUGCCCCUUGGUGCUGUUGCAAAUGAUGUGUUUUUUGUGUGUGUAAAUUGUUGUUGUGAGUAGUGUGUAACACUACAACCAACAAUAUGCAUCAUCUUCCAUAUCCAUUAUGUUUGUUGUGUGAACAAUCCAAUGAAAUACAUUAACUAGG
This is a messenger RNA of Cuscuta campestris, 1280 nucleotides long. NCBI's taxonomy places the organism in Eukaryota, Viridiplantae, Streptophyta, Magnoliopsida, Solanales, Convolvulaceae. The record is from the annotation of a GenBank genome assembly.